Helianthus annuus (common sunflower) is the source of this 1739-nucleotide messenger RNA. Its product is annotated as cytochrome P450 CYP72A219. The record is from RefSeq and is a predicted model, not a curated record. The coding region runs from base 47 to 1594 and encodes 515 amino acids. Gene Ontology annotation, molecular function: oxidoreductase activity, acting on paired donors, with incorporation or reduction of molecular oxygen; iron ion binding; monooxygenase activity. The transcript has 5 exons. Lineage: Eukaryota; Viridiplantae; Streptophyta; Magnoliopsida; Asterales; Asteraceae.
UGUAUGCUCGUUUUUUUGUCUCUCAACCUCUCUCACACACACAUUUAUGGAGAUGAUGAGUCUGAACAAGUGGAUUGCAAGCUCUUGUGGUGUGGCUAUAGUGGUGCUUGUGGCCUGGACCGUUUUGAAGUGGGUGUGGGUGCAACCAAGGAGGCUAGAGAGGCACCUAAGGCUCCAAGGGAUCAAUGGAACCUCCUACAAGUUAUUGUUUGGGGAUUCAAAAAAGAUGGGACAAAUGGCCAAAGAAGCCAACCAAAACCCCAUCAGUAUACAUGAUGACAUUGUUCCAAGACUCAUGCCCUUUGUUUAUCAGGCAACCAAAACCUAUGGUAAUAUGUUCUUUACGUGGUUUGGGCCAACGCCAGUGGUUCAUGUUCUUGAUCCUGGUCUUGCCAAAGAUGUAUUGUCUAGAUUCAAUGAUUUCCAAAAGCUUAGGACAACUAAUCCCUAUGUCAAGAUAUUAUUUCAAGGAUUAAUCGAUUACGAAGGUGAUAAAUGGUUCAAACACCGAAAGAUCAUCAAUCCCGCAUUCCUUGCUCACAAGUUUAAGUACAUGGCUCCUGCUAUCCAUUUAAGUUGUACUGAGAUGAUCAACAAAUGGCGAAUGUUGUUAGGGCGCGAGCACUCAUACGAGCUCGACGUUUUUCCAUACCUUCAAACAUUGACAAGCGACGUUGUCUCACGCACGCCAUUUGGUAGUAAUUAUGAAGAAGGGAGAAGGAUAUUUGAACUUCAGAAAGAAGUAGUUCCUUUAAUAUUAGAAAUCACACGACAUUCGGUAUAUAUCCCUGGAUCAUGGUUUUUGCCAACUAAAAAGAACUUAAGGAUAAAGAAGAUUGACAAACAUGUGAAGGGUUCAAUAAGAGCUAUUAUCAAUAAAAGAUUAAAUGCAAUGGAAAGUGGUCAACCUAGUCAAGAUGACUUAUUGGGCAUAUUAUUGGAGUCGAACCAAAAAGAAGUCCAACAAAUGAGUAUUGAAGAUGUUAUAGAAGAAUGCAAACUCUUUUACUUUGCAGGCCAAGAAACCACCUCUAAUUUGCUUGUAUGGUCAAUGAUCUUGCUAAGCCAACACCAAUGUUGGCAAGAACAAGCUAGAGAUGAAGUUUUUCGUGUAUUUGGACAGGAUAAACCAGAUAUCGAUGGACUAAGUCGCUUAAAAACUGUUACUAUGAUUUUGCAUGAAGUUUUAAGGAUAUAUCCUGCAGUUCAAUCAUUAUACCGAUUGACUAACGAAGAAACUAAGUUGGGCAAGACGAGUUUACCAUCAAGGACAGCAGUCAUAGUGCCUGUGCUAUUGUUGCACCAUGACCAUGAGACAUGGGGUGACGAUGUCAAUGAGUUCAAGCCCGAGAGGUUCUCUGAGGGCGUUUUGAAGGCGACAAAGGGGCACAUGUCGUAUUUCCCAUUUGGUUGGGGACCUCGUAUAUGUAUCGGCCAAAAUUUUGCGAUGAUGGAAGCUAAAAUCGCGUUGGCUAUGAUUCUGCAACACUUCUCAUUUGUGCUUUCACCGUCCUAUGUACAUGCUCCUCAGUCGAUUAUCACUCUUCAACCUCAGUUUGGAGCUCACCUAAUUAUUAAACGGGUUGAUCCUUAAAUGUUCGUCAUGAAAACCUAUGAUCGGGUGUAAGUUUCUGGUUUUGAGUUCGAGCUUUAGUUCGAACUCGACAAAUAUGCAUUUGCGUUUGAAUAGUUUUCUUUCAAUAAAAAUCUGGUCAUAAUGUAUGUUAUAUAAAGAUUAA